CCAAGUUAGCAAAGCACUUAGCUUGGUUCUAGUUCUACAGUCAUUUUUAAACAUGGACUGAUACAAUAUGCUUUUAUACUGCUUUUGGUACCAGCUAUCUUCACACCAGAAUAGGUCGUUAAAUUCGUGCUCCAGAUCAAAGUGAAGUGUAGCUAGCUCUGUACCCUCAGAUUAUUAGUCCUGUAUGAAAAGUACAGUGUGUACCAUUUGUAAUGAGUUUUGAGUUCUCAGACUUGGCCCUGCCAGCUUGAAUUAAUUUAUGUGGCAUCACAUGCCCUUUGAGUGGACAUUCCCUUUUGUCUAUCUGCUGACCUGACUUUCCAAUGGAAUCUUUUUGAACGGUCUAAAACAGACACAACAGUUUCCCAUCAUGCAGCUGGAAGCCCCGCUUCGUCUGUGUCACAGCUGCCUGUGGUGGUGCAAGACUGGCCUGCGUAUGCUGUCCCAGAGCUCUGCACACAAAACGGCUGUUAACUACUAUGAACUUCUGGGAGUGAAGUCUAAUGCCUCCAUUGAGGAAAUAAAGAAUGCUUUUUUUGACAAAUCCAAAAAGUGUCACCCAGACAGUGACCCGUCUAACCCAGGGCUCCACAGUCAGUUUGUGGAGCUGAACGAGGCCUACAGGGUGCUGAGCAAAGAUCUCACCCGGAAGGAGUAUGACCUACGUAUCCGCCAGCCCUACGCUGGAGGUCAAGCUUUCAGAUCCACCUCCAGCUACUCGUAUAACCCCAGAGCGGAUGCCCAGGAGAGCAUGCGUUACUGGGAGCAGUUUCGCCCGUCGCAGGAAAGCAAAGCAGAACAGUGGGAGAAGAAGAGGAAAAGAAACUUCAGGCUGGUGGGCUACUGCCUCAUCACCAUGGUGGUCAGCAUUGGAGCACACGUUCUUUUCUUCAGGAAGUUGGAAGAGGUCCAUAAUAACUUCAUGGAUGAAAAGGACAGAGCGAUCUUGGAGAUCUACAACGAGUCCAAAGAGCGGGCAAGAGUGAAUGGCUUUAAGAAGCAGACGGAAAUCCUCAGACAGAAGCACGCCGAGUUUUUGGAGAAAUACAAGAUCAGUGGGGACAGAGAUGACAAGUAGGACAACAAGCAACGAGUUUGCCUGACUUUGCAUUAGUGAAGUACAGGACAAUGGAGGAGAAAGGUGUUGGUAUUCAACCUUUGUAGAUUUUUUUAAAUUGUUAGCUUUUUAAUUAAUAAACACACUUGUUUGCCUGAUGGUCAGAUAAUGAGCUGAAUGAGUUCAAACAUUCAACGCAGGGGUGAAAUGGGACUAAGUUGAAACGUGGGUACACAAUUCUGUGAGGUUGAACCUUAAACAUUGUGAGCCUGUUGCUAAUUAAGUCACAGUGACAUGCUAAUGCCCCCAGCCACCCUCUCCCAUUCACAGGCAGAAAGAAUGAACUCUCAUACGUCUGUGAAGGUACCGGCUGCAAACAGGGCAUUCUCCCAGAUAUAGAAGACCCAGUUUCGUUGCACAGGGUUUGUGUCAAGAAAAGCAUAGUCGAUAGGCCAAGAGAAUAAAGUGUAACAUUCAGUCUAGAACUAUUACAAAUUGUUUAAGUUUGUGAACACCCCACCAAGACAGUGAGUUUAAGUUAUUGUACCUCUGUUAAGUGUCUUUUAUGGAACUCAUAAACAAGGCCCUUAAUAGAAACUUUCAAUUGCGAUUAAUCUUUUUCUUACUGAAAGGAAGUAGAAUCCAGCAGUUAUAUUUAGUCCGGUGAUGACUUUAAAAGGGAAUAUAACUUUUCUUAUAUUGACACCGGAAUGUCAGUAACGAAUCAGAAUCAGAAUGGGUUUUAUUCGCCAUGAAAGUUUGCACAGACAAGGAAUUAAAGAUCAUUAAAGAUGGAGAGUCAGACUCAUCCUCUAAAAAAGUAAGAUAUGUAUCAUGUAUUAUUUCAGAGUGGAAGACAGCUACAGCUACAACUACAUUAACCGCAAUGCCUUUUUGUUUAUAGUAACAGAUGUUUUUAUUCAGAGUGAUUUUAAUGACCGCCUCAAUUUCUUUAGCUGUUCUGUUAUGGAAUGACGAUUAAAAUGUUUAAUUUAUGCCCUCAACCAACA
Messenger RNA from Osmerus eperlanus (European smelt), 2067 nucleotides. RefSeq names its product DnaJ (Hsp40) homolog, subfamily C, member 4 (gene dnajc4). Lineage: Eukaryota; Metazoa; Chordata; Actinopteri; Osmeriformes; Osmeridae. The record is from RefSeq and is a predicted model, not a curated record. The transcript has 8 exons. The coding region runs from base 371 to 1078 and encodes 235 amino acids.